UAAUUCUGCGAUGAGCAAAAUCGGCGUUAUCCGAUCAGAUCGUUGAAUUGAAUCUUCGAGAAGACUCUUCUUUUGAUUCAAUCACUCACCGGAGAAGAAGAAGAAGCUAUGCCGGUGUUCAAAGCUCCGUUCAAUGGCUACUCUGUGAAAUUCAGUCCAUUCUACGAGUCACGCCUCGCCGUCGCUACAGCUCAGAACUUCGGAAUUCUCGGAAACGGCCGAAUCCAUGUCCUCGAGCUCGCUCCUGGAGCUCCAGGCGUAACUGAAUCCGUCUCGUACGAUACAGCCGACGCUGUAUACGACGUAUGUUGGUCAGAAUCUCAUGACUCUGUGCUCAUCGCCGCAAUUGGUGACGGCUCAGUGAAGAUUUACGACACAGCUCUUCCUCCUCCUUCUAAUCCGAUUAGAUCAUUCCAAGAGCACGCGCGUGAGGUUCAAUCUGUGGAUUACAAUCCCACGCGGCGCGAUUCGUUUCUCACUUCUUCGUGGGAUGAUACGGUUAAGCUUUGGGCUAUGGAUCGUCCGGCGAGUGUAAGGACUUUUAAGGAACAUGCUUAUUGCGUUUAUCAAGCAGUUUGGAAUCCUAAACAUGGUGAUGUGUUUGCUUCUGCUUCUGGAGAUUGUACUUUAAGGAUUUGGGAUGUUAGAGAACCUGGAUCAACUAUGAUCAUCCCUGCUCAUGAUUUUGAGAUUUUGUCUUGUGAUUGGAAUAAGUAUGAUGAUUGUAUUUUAGCUACUUCUUCAGUGGAUAAGACAGUUAAGGUUUGGGAUGUUAGGAGUUAUAGAGUUCCUUUGGCUGUGCUUAAUGGUCAUGGAUAUGCGGUGAGGAAGGUGAAAUUCUCGCCGCAUAGGAGGAGUUUGAUAGCUUCUUGCUCUUAUGAUAUGAGUGUUUGUCUUUGGGACUAUAUGGUGGAAGAUGCUUUGGUUGGUAGGUAUGAUCAUCAUACAGAGUUUGCUGUUGGGAUCGAUAUGAGUGUUCUUGUUGAAGGUUUAAUGGCGAGUACUGGUUGGGAUGAGCUUGUUUAUGUUUGGCAGCAAGGGAUGGAUCCUAGAGCCAGUUGAUUCAUAAGUAAGUUUGUGAUUGCAAAACAGUUUCAUCUUUAUUUGUUGUGGAAUUGGUUUGGUUUUUGUUAAAGGAAUGUAGUUGGAAUAAAGUUGGGAUCUUGCUUAAGAAGAAAUGUAAGUUACUGAGAGUUUCACAUAUGAACAAGGUUAUCUUUCGAAUUGUGAUUGAUGGUAAUAGUAGAUAGAUUGCUUAUGUUCUAGUGUAUAUGUUAACCUGUUACAAUGAGACCUGAUUAACAUAUAUAUUAGGACUAAGAUAUAUGUUAAUCUUCUAUAAUGUCCAAAGUAAUGACAUAAUAUAUAUAAAGUCAAUUACUUUAGGGUAAUGUACCUUUUAUAGUAUACUGUAGAAUUCGAAUUUUGUUCUUUUUCAUAGUUGAUUGACUUUAUUGAGUGGCAUAAAUGUACAUAUUUAUAACUUUCUAGAGCAUAUUGCAGUUUCG
Arabidopsis thaliana (thale cress) is the source of this 1508-nucleotide messenger RNA. RefSeq names its product peroxin 7 (gene PEX7). The record is from RefSeq and is marked reviewed. Gene Ontology annotation, biological process: protein import into peroxisome matrix. Gene Ontology annotation, molecular function: peroxisome signal sequence receptor activity. Gene Ontology annotation, cellular component: cytoplasm; cytosol; peroxisomal matrix. NCBI's taxonomy places the organism in Eukaryota, Viridiplantae, Streptophyta, Magnoliopsida, Brassicales, Brassicaceae. The transcript has a single exon. Bases 109 to 1062 code for a protein of 317 amino acids.